This is a messenger RNA of Tetrahymena thermophila SB210, 210 nucleotides long. RefSeq names its product glycoside hydrolase family 1 protein. Lineage: Eukaryota; Ciliophora; Oligohymenophorea; Hymenostomatida; Tetrahymenidae. The transcript is spliced from 2 exons. The record is from RefSeq and is a predicted model, not a curated record.
AUGUCCAUUUCAAGAACUUAUCUAAUGGUUUUAAAACAUUCAGGAGAGUUAGAGGCUGAGAGUAAUAAGAGUAUUGUCAGAAGUGGCAUGCAGGAGGUUUCGCAAGUGAUCAAGAGGAAGCUUGAGGGCUAGAAAUUCAGUUUUGAAUAUAUUUUAGAUAACUUUUAUCAAUUAAGAAUUAAGAGAAUAUUAUCCAUUUUCUAUCUAUGA